Molecule: messenger RNA, 1234 nt
Organism: Cajanus cajan (pigeon pea)
Lineage: Eukaryota; Viridiplantae; Streptophyta; Magnoliopsida; Fabales; Fabaceae
Product: purple acid phosphatase 17
Molecular function (GO): acid phosphatase activity
Source: RefSeq, a predicted model, not a curated record
GACUCCUAGUUGCAUGGAACUCUCUAUCCAGAAACAAGUUAUCCAAGACAUUCAAUCAUUCUCUAUCGCUCAAUUAGCCUUUUAAAACACCCUUUCAUCACCAUGCAUCAUUAAUAAUUGUCUUUUUUUCAAAACCAUGGUUAGUUUGCCAUGGCUUCCCCAUCAUUUCCCCUUCCUUUGGCAGCAAUUUUAUUAUGCAUAUACUUUGUGCUACCCACUUUUGCAGAACUUCAGAGGCUCCAACAUCACCCAAAUCACGAUGGGUCCCUCAGCUUUCUAGUAGUUGGAGAUUGGGGUAGAAAAGGGCAAUAUAAUCAAUCCUUGGUUGCCGCACAGAUGGGAAUGAUGGGAUACAAAUUAGAUAUAGACUUUGUCGUAUCAACAGGAGACAAUUUUUACAAUAGUGGGAUAAAAGGUGUAAAUGAUCCAACAUUUCUGUUGUCUUUUUCCAACAUUUACACUGCUAAGAGCCUUAGGAAGCAAUGGUAUUCUGUUUUGGGAAACCAUGACUAUAGGGGUAAUGCACUGGCCCAAAUAAGUCCACUCUUGAGGAAAAUUGACAAGAGAUGGUUUUGCCAAAGAACAUUCAUUCUUAAUGCAGGAGUAGCUGAUUUUUUCUUCAUAGACACAACCCCGUUUAUAAGCGAUUAUUUCAACAAUACCAAUCAUCAUUAUGAUUGGCGAGGCCUGUUUCCAAGGCAAAAAUAUCUCGAAAAUCUUCUAAAGGAUCUUGAUGGGGCAUUAAUGAAAUCAACUGCAAGAUGGAAAAUCGUUGUGGGUCACCAUGCAAUUAGAAGUAUAGGGCAUCAUGGUGAUAGUCCAGAUCUAGUAAAGCACCUUGUCCCAAUACUUAAGGCCAACAAUGUUGACAUGUACAUGAAUGGGCAUGAUCACUGCCUUCAACAUAUAAGCAGCAUAGAUAGCCCACUUUUGUAUUUAACAAGUGGAGCAGGUUCAAAGGCAUGGAGAGGUGAUGUUAAAGAAAACCACUCUGAUCUUGUGAAAUUCUUUUAUGACGGUCAAGGUUUCAUGUCUGUUCAAAUGACUGAAACCGACACAAAUUUUGCCUUCUACAAUGUCUUUGGCGAGAACAUACACCAUUGGAGAGUGACAAAGUCGAUGGUGCAUUCUUCUGUAUGAAUAAAUAGUACUCAUGCAGAAGAAAAUCUGUACAUAAUUUUAUGUAGCCGUAUUUCUACAUAAAAUGUAUAUUGUUUACCUUUUUCAUGACUGA